Messenger RNA from Centruroides sculpturatus (bark scorpion), 1132 nucleotides. RefSeq lists its product as uncharacterized. NCBI's taxonomy places the organism in Eukaryota, Metazoa, Arthropoda, Arachnida, Scorpiones, Buthidae. Bases 40 to 984 code for a protein of 314 amino acids. The transcript is spliced from 3 exons. The record is from RefSeq and is a predicted model, not a curated record. Gene Ontology annotation, molecular function: oxidoreductase activity.
GUCACGUACAGCUGUUGGAGAUUAUUGUGUUUGAAAGAAAUGUUGACAACGAAAAUAAAACGCAACAUAGAAUUUCUGCGAAAUGGAAAAUAUAUUCCAGCGGAUAAUGGUAAUUCUAUGGAUGUAAAACCAGUUUGGUUCGAUGAAAGAAAAUAUAAUCGAGCUAAGGAAAUUGUUAUGGAAAAUAUCGUCAGUAUCUUUCUAUCGCAUCUAGCUGGUUUGAUACUGAUAUUUCUGUACACACCAUUAGUAGAACCAUUUCUCUUUACUGGGGAAUCCAGUAGUUUACCAGCUCUUCGACGACGUUACCUUCUCACUUGUAAACACGUGUUAAAAUGGUACGCGGGUGACAUUUGGAAUCCAAAGGAUUCGGCUUAUAAAUCCAUUCUUACAGUCAGGAAUAUGCACAAAAAUGUAGCUAUUCAAAUGGAUUCUCCAACGAGUAGUCUGAAAGCUCCGGAAGGGAUGUUGUUUUUUUCACAAGCAGGAAUGUUAGCUACUCAGUUUGCUUUUAUCGGUUGGUUAACAUGUUUUCCCAAAGAAGUAGGAUUGUACUGCGACAAAGACGAUCUGGAAUGCAUUCUUCACUUUUGGAGAUGCAUCGGCUAUCUUUUAGGAAUGGAUGACAAAUACAAUAUAUGUGAUGGAAAUUAUGAAGAGACUGUUGUAUUAUUUAAAGAAAUUAUAGAAGAAGAAAUAAAGAUAGGUAUGAGGAAUCCCAGGAAAGAAGGGUUGAAAAUGAGCAAAGAUAUUGUAACAGCUUUGAGUACAGUGAUUCCUUUACUGAGUUGGAAUGCCCUGAAGAAAUACUGGUUCGAAAACAUUGACUUUCCGGUUGAUUUUACUUUGAAUUUUUAUGAUAUUGUCUGUUUUUGGUUUUAUAAAUUGCUGUGUAAAAUAAUUUUAAGGUUUAGUCAAACAAUGAAAUUAACUAAUUAUUUAUUCAAAUGUUACAUAAAGAAAUUUAAUGUAAUUAACUUUUAAUCAUUAUGAUGUAGCCUAUUAAUUACAACAGCGACUGUUAUAAGUGACUAAGGAAUAUGUUAAAUAACUCGGGUCGAAAACUUUUGUAUUUAUAAUUUUUAAAAACAUAUGUAAAUAUUAACAGUUAUUUUAUAGAAAGAAAAUAAAU